This is a messenger RNA of Penicillium pulvis, 708 nucleotides long. RefSeq lists its product as uncharacterized. The record is from RefSeq and is a predicted model, not a curated record. The transcript has 2 exons. Lineage: Eukaryota; Fungi; Ascomycota; Eurotiomycetes; Eurotiales; Aspergillaceae. Bases 1 to 708 code for a protein of 235 amino acids.
AUGAGCUCCGGUUCCUCUACCACAGGCUCUAAUGCCUUUUCUUCCGAUACGGAUGAAUCAAAAUUUUUGAAAAAGACUCGGGUCUUGCAUCGGGCACGACUGGGUUUAUCCCUCUUGAUCUUCAUCGCUGCUGUCGCUAUCAUCCCCUGCGAAGCAGUCCCGUUCCAUCAUUAUAAGACCACGGCUAAAUGGGCAUCUUCUGGUCUGGCCCUCUGGCCUAUGAACUUUGAUAUUCGACCGACAGUAGCUGCCCUUGCCUGUGGCUGUGUUAUUGGAGUUUUGAACUUGGCAUACGUUGUCGCGGCUCUUCUCCCAUUGCCACAAUCUCGCAUUAAGCUCCUGAAUUCCUAUUCAUCGGCCUCAGCAACUGCAGGUUUCAUCACAGCUCUGGUCGGUCUUCUCUUCAUCAUCUACCUUCCGUCUUCAUCCUACCCGACCGGCUUCAACGAGAAUGAGACCUUGCACAGCUGGACUUGCAAAUGGAAGUAUAGCUCUAGUGAUGAUGUUACACCCAUCCACUUUGCACGGGACUGUCACUCUACGAGUGCGGGCUUUGGGCUACUGUGUUUAACACUCGGAUUGGAGAUCUUCAUGGGGAUGGCUGCGGCCGCUGGAACCUGGUUCCAGAAGGAUGUCGGUCGUCGGCGUGAAGAGCAGGUUCAGUUGGAGAAGUUGGAGAUUGCCACCAAGCAGGCGUAUAAGAAUUGA